AUGGAUGAAAUGGAUUGGUUCGACAUGGACCUCCCUAAGGCAGAAGUUUUAAUACUAAACUUCUCGUCCGAUAACUACGUCUUGCCACCAUUUAUUGGUAAGAUGGUUGAACUCAGGAUGCUCGUGAUUAUAAACAAUGGCAUGACUCCUGCACGUCUACAUGGCUUCUCUAUCUUUGACAAUUUGGCCAAACUGAGGAGUCUCUGGCUCAAGAGAGUUCACGUCCCUGAACUCUCCAGCAGCACCAUUCCACUGAAAAAGCUACGCAAGAUGCAUUUGAUCCUUUGUAAGGUCAACAACACUUUUGAUCAGACAACAUUCGACAUCUCCCACAUCUUCCCAAGCUUGUGUGAUCUCACUAUCGAUCAUUGUGAUGAUCUUGUGGAACUAAACUCCAAAAUCUCUGGGAUGACUUCUCUCAAGUCUCUAAGCAUAACCAACUGUCCCCGCAUUACUGAGUUACCCAAGAAUCUGAGUGAUCUACAAUCCCUUGAACGCCUAAGGUUAUAUGCUUGCCUCGAGCUGUUAUUCCUUCCCGUCGAAAUUUGUGAGCUGCCAUGUCUAAAGUACGUUGACAUUUCACAGUGUAUCAGCUUGAGUUCUCUUCCUGAAAAGAUAGGAAAGCUAAGGACACUUGAGAAAAUUGACAUGAGAGGAUGCAGUAUAUUGGAUCUACCAAGUUCUGUAGUCGCCCUCGAGUCUCUACGCCAUGUCAUUUGCGAUGAGGAGGCUUCGUCUCUGUGGGACAAUGUACAAAAAAUGAUUCCGGAACUUUGCAUUGAAAUCCUUGAAAAAUGCUUCACCGUGGAUUGGCUCGACGAGUAG
Messenger RNA from Camelina sativa (false flax), 825 nucleotides. The record is from RefSeq and is a predicted model, not a curated record. NCBI's taxonomy places the organism in Eukaryota, Viridiplantae, Streptophyta, Magnoliopsida, Brassicales, Brassicaceae.